AAGCAGGUCGCAGGACACACGAACACACAUUUGCUGCAGCUCCGGUUGCAGGCAGCAGCAGAGGGAGCUGGACUCCAGCGGGGCGCGCUCUGAUUGGACGGCGGGGAUGUGGGCGGAUUUGCGUUGGCGUUACACUCACUACGGAUUAACUUGUUUUUUUUAUGUCGCCAUAUCUGUCACAUUUUGCAGCGGGUAGCCGGAUCACCUGCAGAUUAUCUAUUCCACAGCGGACGCCUUCACGCCCGGCGGCCUGUGUGAUGUGCGUGGGGCUGGGUUGAAGUGCGAUGAGGGCGCCUGGAUGUGGAGCAGACGCCGCACUGAGCCUACAGUGCUGAUGUCCUGUCACGCUGAUGGGGGCCGACGCCAGUAAGAGCAGGAAGAGGCCCACCGAAGGCCAGGAGGAUGAGCGCUUCUCGUCCGGGUGGCGUGGCUUACUGUCCACCAUAGGCAUGUCCAUCCCAGCCGGCCUCUGCCGCCUGGCUCCCUCCACGCUGCGUCUGGGCCAGCGUCGCAUGCUCCAGGACAAGAGCCCCGACAUCCCAGAGCACGUCCUGAGGUUGGCCGGCGUCGGGCCCCACCGGCUGCGAGCAGAGUGGAGCCUGCCUGGGUUCAUAACCAUGUUCCUGCCUGAAUUCCCGCACAGAUCCGUGCCGGGGCAUGAGUACUUUCAGGUGCUGGGUUACAUCGCCAAAGGUUCAUUUGGACCCAUUCUAAAAGUGAAAGACAAAGCCAAACAGAAAACAUAUGCAGUCAAAGUGAUACCUAAAUCAGAGAUUCUGAGACUUGGGGUCUUGGACCAGUCAAAAGAAGAAGUGAUAAUUCAGCGUCAGGUCCGCCACCCUUUUGUCCAUGAUCUUCAGGACUGCUGGCAGACUCAGCGCCACCUCUACAUUAUGUGUGACUACUGCAGCACGGGAGACCUGUACACCUACUGGCAGAUGAUUGGUCAGUUUACAGAAGCUACGGUGCGAAUAUUUGCAGCAGAGCUGGGAUGUGCACUUGGGUUUCUGCACGACAUAGGGAUCAUCCACAGAGAUGUGAAGAUGGAGAAUAUCUUGCUGACAGAUAACGGUCACCUCCGCCUCGCUGACUUUGGUUUGUCCCGCCGCCUGGAGAGAGGAGGGAGGGCCUUCACUAUUUGUGGAACCAUCCAAUACAUGGCCCCAGAGGUGCUGAGCGGCGGACCCUAUAACCACGCAGCUGAUUGGUGGUCGCUGGGGAUUCUGCUGUUUUCACUGGUUAAUGGGAAGUUCCCCGUGCCUCCGGAACCGGACCACUGCAGUAUGUUGAGGAAAGUGAGGAGUUUUCCCUAUGAAAUGCCCCUCAGCUUCAGCUCCUCAUUUGCCUUGCUCAUAACCGAGCUUCUGUGCAAGACUCCCGUCCGUCGCCUGAGGACCCUGGACCGUUUCAAACGCCAGACCUUCUUUCACGGGACAACCUUUGACCUCGCCCUGCUGCAGCGCCGGCCCGUGGAGGUGAUUCUGGAGCUGAGAGAGAGGCCAGACAGAGCCGCCAAAGCUCGACGGGGACUCACGUUGUCUUUGCAGCCGCUCAAGGGGUUCGACUACGAGUCCCUCCUCAGCCCUCCUGCCACGCCGGACACUCAGCUGGAGGCCGACACUCGGGCUCACGCAGUUGCACCUCUGCCCGGCCCCGCAUCCCGGCUGCAGCCCGUUCAGGACAAAGGCAGAGAAGUCUUUGUGUAGGUUUAUGAGUUCACAAUAUGUUUUUGUGCAGUUAUUCACCCUAACACACCCAGUAAACGCUAAAACAACUGAUUAUGUUCAUUGGAUCUAUAGUUUAAAAGGGAAUGGCUACUUUCAGUUAAACCCUUGUCUCCACUUUCACUGUUGGGUUUAUUCUUUUUUGUGCUGUUCUCCUUUGUUUUGUACUUGUUUGCCUUUGUCCAUUGAGCACAUUUAAAGCCUGCUGUGAUGAGGAAGUUUACACCAUUGUCUAAUAUUAGACAGGUUAUUGUUAUCUUGUUAAUAUACAACUGCUACCAAAUUCAUCCCACAUGGACCCACAUUUUGCAGCAAGAUGUGUAUACAUGUAAACAUUCAACCCAAGUCAAGUGUUCAAGUGUUUUUCUGAACAUUUGCUUUUGUUUUAGUGAUUAUGAAAUAUUUUUGGCAGAAGUUGAUGGAGAAAACGUCUUUCCUCAUUUUCUAAGUGAAACCUCUCUUCUCAUGCACAGUAUUAAAACUGUGCAUUGCAUCAGGAUGCGUACGCCUUCAGUGUCUACCUUACCAUUUAUAACCUGCGACUCAGGGGAGCUGGUUUUCAGAUUCAGCCUUGGGUUUGACUUUGACAUAGCACUCAGCUGUUCAGAUAUGAGUUGGAACUGUAAGUGUUGAAUGAACAACAGUAUUGUUUACCUCCAGUUCACACUUUGAUAGAUAGAGAGCUUUUUCUAUUGUCCAAGGCUGCCGUUACUCUAGCCAGUAAUUACACCUUCAAGCACUUACCUGAUUUUUACAUUACAUUAUAAUUAAGGAAACACUGCCCUGUUGUGUACCCACAAUACCUCAUGUCUGUGAUCCUUAGCUUACAUUCUUUGUCACAGAAAAAUUUGCAUUUAUAAAUUCCUCUUUAUAAGUUUUAUAUGAAGAGUUGGAUGCUAUUUGUUGUAACGUUAUGAUGUAUUUUUGUAAUUAAUCUGUAGCACACUGAAUAUUAAACUCUUACUAUACAAUCA
Messenger RNA from Betta splendens (Siamese fighting fish), 2698 nucleotides. It is a transcript of the gene rskrb, whose product is annotated as ribosomal protein S6 kinase related b. The transcript has 13 exons. Gene Ontology annotation, biological process: protein phosphorylation. The coding region runs from base 351 to 1706 and encodes 451 amino acids. Gene Ontology annotation, molecular function: ATP binding; protein serine/threonine kinase activity. NCBI's taxonomy places the organism in Eukaryota, Metazoa, Chordata, Actinopteri, Anabantiformes, Osphronemidae. The record is from RefSeq and is a predicted model, not a curated record.